This is a messenger RNA of Micropterus salmoides (largemouth bass), 2091 nucleotides long. It is a transcript of the gene ntmt2, whose product is annotated as methyltransferase like 11B. The transcript has 4 exons. Gene Ontology annotation, cellular component: cytoplasm. Lineage: Eukaryota; Metazoa; Chordata; Actinopteri; Centrarchiformes; Centrarchidae. The record is from RefSeq and is a predicted model, not a curated record. The coding region runs from base 1 to 882 and encodes 293 amino acids. Gene Ontology annotation, biological process: N-terminal protein amino acid methylation. Gene Ontology annotation, molecular function: N-terminal protein N-methyltransferase activity.
AUGGAGUUUUCGGUUGAAGAUGAAAGCAGCAGCUCAUCACCAAACCUUGCGUACAAGGCCGCUCACCAGGCGUUCAGGGAUCGCUGGAAAGAGACAGACGACACCAUGUGUCGCCACAGCAUGUCCUUCCACCUGCACCACACGCUGAGGAGCGAGUUCUUCGCCAGCUACCUGUACCUGAUUGAGAAUAUUCCUCUAGUGAAGCUGUUUCCAGUCACCUGUGAGUACAUCAAAGGAGAGAAACAGUUCUACUACAGAGCUCAGCAGUUCUACGAGGAUGUUCCCGCCUCGGAGGAAGGCAUGAUGGGAGAUUUUGUGGACAUAAGCAAUGUUGAUCUGGAGGGUUCCCGGCAGUUUCUGAAGAGGUUUGUGGGUCCUGGUAAGGCCGGUACACACUGUGCCCUUGACUGUGGCUGCGGGAUCGGCCGCGUGUCCAAAGGCGUCCUCCUUCCCGUGUUUGAAAAAAUGGAGAUGGCGGACAUGAUGGAGCACUUCCUGCUCCACGCACACGAGGAGUACCUCGGUGAAGACGCUGACCGCAUUGAGACCUACUAUUGCUACAACCUGCAGGAGUUCACGCCUCCAAAAAACAAGUACGACGUCAUCUGGAUGCAGUGGGUGGCAUGCCAUCUAACAGACAAGGACCUGAUGAACUUCCUGUUUCGCUGUAAGAAGAGUCUGCGUCCAAACGGGGUCAUCAUAAUUAAGGACAAUAUGGCGCGGCAGGGCUGCAAGCUGGACCCCAUCGACAGCAGCAUCAGCCGCCACCUGGACAUCAUGAAGAGCAUCAUCGCAAAGGCCGGCCUGGAGGUCCUGGCUGUUGAGAGGCAGGAAGGCUUCCCUGAGAUCAUCAUGCCUGUCUGGAUGAUUGCUAUGAAAUAGACAUUAUUCAUUUAAAAUAAGAGGAAAAUCCAGAAAAGGCAGAAUUCACGUGUAAUUCCCCUUUUAUUUAAGUUUAGAUUUGUGAUCAGGUCUCUGAAAACUACAACAACACUGAGAGAAAUCUUCAGGACAUAAAUCGCAAAACAGCGGUGUGGACGGCGUGAUGGCAAUUUUAUGGAGGCGAGUUCUUUUUCUGCUCAGCACAGAAAUGAUAUACAUGGAUAUUAAACGUCUACAGAAGCACUCUGCAUGUCCACAAGGCCAGACUGUAAUUUAUUGUCAGCCGACCACCUCCGGGGUUUGUAUCUCGAUGACGUCCAAGAUAGACCCUCAGUCCUCUGGAGGCUGACUGUGGAAGAAGCUUGUUCCUGUCUGAACCACGAGGAUCAUUGGAAAUACAUGUGCAUUCACAGUUACUGUUUGGUUUCUCCUCUGAGUGAAUGAUUUCUAUUUGUUUUUGACUAAAUCCAACAUAUUGACAACAAUAAUGUAUCAUGUUAGAUUUGUUUAUAUUUCUUUAUAUUUUUGAAUAUGAGUAACAUGUAAUCUGUAUCUGGAUACUUUCUCUUGAUAAUGACAUCUAAACACAGGCCUUUGCAUUUUUUAAAAUCUGCCCGCAUUGCAAUCAGAUCUCAAUAUGCAAGUUAGGCAGGAGGAGCUGGUGCACCUGUCAACAAACAUACAAAAUGCAUCCCAGGUCAAAGGCAGCAAAGGGAUCGUCACAUGACAGACGGAGACAGCUGAAGACAUCCAUAGGCUACUUUUCAGUAGCCUUACUAACUCGGCUACUGUUAUUUCAGCCGGUCCCAGACCAAACAUUAGCUGCUACUAGCAUAACACACCCCAAUCUCUGACUGAACUGUUGACAGCUGAGUUGCAUUAUUGGCAAAAAGACUGAAAAUCACUUUUGUAGGCUCUGGGAAAGUUUUAACAAAUAUGACACCAACAACGACUAAAAACGCAACCUUUCAAUUUAUUGUGCAGGUUUUUUUUCUAGGCCAUGGACUGCAUUUACUCUAGACCACCUCCAGUUGGGGUCUGGCCGAUCUGACCAUAUUCCAUUUGCAUUGCGUACUGUGCGCAUUUACAUCCGCAUUAACGUGUUUUCUCCAGCGAAGAUAUCCAGGAACAGAUCGCAUACCAACAAGAGAUGAAGUCGUAAUGUCACCUUUCAGUACAGCCUUUUAUUUAGCACUUUAUUUUGCAAUA